Durio zibethinus is the source of this 1147-nucleotide messenger RNA. Its product is annotated as glutathione S-transferase U8-like. The record is from RefSeq and is a predicted model, not a curated record. Gene Ontology annotation, cellular component: cytoplasm. Lineage: Eukaryota; Viridiplantae; Streptophyta; Magnoliopsida; Malvales; Malvaceae. Gene Ontology annotation, molecular function: glutathione transferase activity. Gene Ontology annotation, biological process: glutathione metabolic process.
GUCUCCAUUUCUAAAAGCUUCUACUCGACGCUUUUAUUAAACCGAACAUCUGAAGUCUGACCUUUUCAAGUCUGGUGGCUCUGUUCAAAGGGUUUACCGUCUCUCUCAAGAAAGCUUGAAAAAAAAGUAUUAAAUCCAACAAUUCCGUCAACAUAAACACAAGCAAAUAAGUUCCAUUAUAUAUAUUCGCAGAGACUUUGGGUUUAGUUUCUAAUACAAGUAUUGAUUGUCAACAUGGCUGAAGUGAAGCUGAUAGCCUCUUCACUUAGCCUUUUCUGCACAAGGAUUGAAUGGGCUUUGAAGCUUAAAGGUGUGGAAUAUGAGUACAUUGAAGAAGAUUUAAGAAACAAGAGUCCUCUUCUUCUUAACUACAAUCCUGUUCAUAAGAAAGUUCCAGUACUUGUUUACAACGGCAAACCGAUUGCUGAGUCACUCAUCGUUCUUGAAUACAUUGAGGAGACAUGGAAGGACAGUCCCUUGCUCCCUGAAGAUCCAUAUGAGAAAGCAAUGGCUCGGUUUUGGGCAAAAUUUGCCGAUGAAAAGUGCUUGUUGGGUGCAUUUGAUGCUUGCCGUGCAGAAGGAGAUGAAAAGGAAAAAGCCAUAGAAACUGCAAUAGAGUCCUUUUCGUUUCUUGAGAUGCAGAUUGGAAGGACGAAAUACUUUGGUGGGGAACAUAUAGGCUAUCUGGAUCUUGCGCUUGGUUGGAUCCCUUAUUGGCUCAAUGUUAUGGAGGAAGUUGGAUGCAUGAAGCUGGUUGACGCUCAGAGGUUCCCACUUCUUCAUCGAUGGGCAGAAGACUUCAUCGAAACUCCAGUGAUCAAAGAAUGCCUUCCACCUAGACAAAAAACGGUUGAGUACUUCACUGCUAGCAUCAAUUACCUGCGUUCCUUGGCAACAAGCAAGCAAUAAAUUCAUUUUCCAUUCGAGCUUUUCUCCAUGGCCAAGAAAUAAAUGGAGAUAUCUCCUAUUUUGAACCCAAAAAAAAUUAUAAAAAAAAAUAAAUAAGUAAAUAAUUGGGAGAUGUUUUUGUUUUCAGUUGUGUUUGAAAGUAAGUUUUUCAAUAUGUCAUCUAUGGCUACCGGAUUGGGGUGAACCCCUGUUUGAUGUAUCCAAUAGAGUUGCCAUUUAGUGCAUUCAGUUCAUAAAA